GUCUCACUGGACUUCAAAUAACAACAGAAGUCUAAAAUAUCUACUAGCUAGUGUUUACAUUGUCUCUCCUAUAUAUAUAUAUACGUGUGUGUGUGUAAGUGGGAGAGGAGGAAGAAGAGUGAUUGGCUUACCAACCAAAAGAAGAAAUGGAUUCUGGAGGAAGCACAACAUCACCAUCUGAGGAAGAAAUAAAGAAAAACUUGUUCAAAAGUGCCAUGGGAGGCGAUUGGGAAGAUGUGGUGAAUUUGUACAAGAAUCACCCAGAGGUUCACAAGUCCAAGAUCACUAGAUCAGGGGACACUGCGUUGCACAUAGCGAUCUCGGAUGGCAAAGAACAUAUUGUUGAACAACUAGUGAAGCUCAUGAGUUCCAAAGAGGCUCUGAAUGUGAAAAAUGAGAGAGGGAAUACCCCUCUCCAUUUUGCAGCAUCAUUGGGACAAGCAAGGAUGUGCGAGCGCAUAGCAACUAAAGACUCAAAACUAAUCGGUGUUCGCAACAAUGACAGCGAGACUCCUUUCUUCUUGGCCGCUCUCCAUGGUAACAAAGAUGCUUUUCUUCUUCUCCAUUCUAUAUGUGGCAGUAUCGAACAAGGCUACUUAAAUUGUAGAAGGAAUGAUGGUGAAACUGUUCUUCACGUUGCAAUCUAUGGAGACCAUUUUGAUUUGGCAUUUCAAAUAAUUCAUAGAUACAAAAAGCUUGUGAACUACGUGAAUGAACAAGGAUUUUCCCCUCUCCAUCUUCUUGCCAGCAAGCCUUCUGCCUUUAGGAGUGGGAGUCAUCUUGUAAGGCUUUACCGGAUUAUUUAUCAUUGUAUAUUUGUUGAUGAACUCACGGUGGAUACUGCCUAUGACCAACCUAAUGAUUCAUCGAAGCCUUCUGAAGACGCAAAGAGUCCAACCCAUCCAAAAAACAAUACUACCUAUCCAGAGAACUACAAUACCUGCAUCAACUUCUUUCAACUAGUGUCCAAGAUAUAUCGUGUACUCAUGGUUAGUGGUAGAAAAGGUUGGCAUUGCUUUAACUUUCAAAAAAAGACAAAAGAGACUGAUGAGGAAGCAUAUGCCAAAACACAAGAUAAUUCGAACCAACAAGGAUCAAGUAAUCAAACUGAUCACGGACAUCAACUGUUUCCUGUUAAUUACGACACUUGCUUUGAUACCAUCAAGUUCAUAUCAAAAGCAACGAUGAUCAUUCUCGGAAUGGGGUCUAGAGAAAUAAGGAAGAUACAGGAGAAAAAAGAGAAGCACACAUGGUCCGUCCAGAUCAUGAAUGAACUUCUCCAACGUGCCUGUACAUAUGAGUAUGAUGACAAUGGACAGAAACCCCUAAAUUUGUCAUCAUCCAAACAUGGCGAAACAACACCCUAUGCAUUCGUUGAUGGAGGCAAUAUUGGCUUCAGUACUGGCAGCAUUGACUCACCGGAGCAGAUGACACCACAGAUGCAAACGGACAACGAAGCUAACCAAAGCCAGGGAGGGGAAAGUAAUGAUCAGAAAAAUGGGGAUGCCACAGGUGGUCAAAAAAAGAAUGGUGGGGGGAAGAGGGAGACAGCCUUAUUGGUUGCGGCAAAGAAUGGCAUAACAGAAAUGGUGGAGAAAAUACUUGAACUCUUUCCAGUGGCCAUCCACGAUAUAAAUACCGAAAAAAAGAAUAUAGUUCUUCUGGCAGUGGAGAACAGACAACCACAUGUAUAUCAGCUCUUACUCGGCAGGAAAAUCAUGAGAGAGAGCGUAUUUCGGAAGGUGGACAAUGAUGGCAAUAGUGCAUUGCAUCUUGCAGCAAAGCUAGGAGAUCAUCGCCCUUGGCGUAUUCCUGGUGCUGCAUUACAAAUGCAGUGGGAGAUCAAGUGGUAUGAGUUCGUUAAAGAGUCCAUGCCUCUGCAUUUCUUUGCACGCCACAACAAGAAAUCAGAGACUCCAAGGGAUGUCUUCACAAAGUCACAUGGUAAACUCCUCAAAGAAGGGGGCGAAUGGCUCACCAGCACCUCCGAGUCGUGCUCCCUGGUAGCGGCACUCAUUGCCACAGUAGCCUUUGCCACCUCAACCACCGUGCCGGGCGGUGUCAUGGAAGGCAAAGGAACACCAACACUGGAACGCGAGACUCCAUUCAGCAUUUUCGCCAUUUCCUCGCUAAUCGCGCUCUGCUUCUCUGUCACCUCCAUGAUCAUGUUCCUCGCCAUUCUCACUUCUCGGUACCAAGAAAGAGAUUUCGGUAUAGGGUUGCCGAGGAAGCUGUUGGUGGGAUUGACAUCACUUUUCAUAGCCAUAACUGCAAUGCUAAUAUCUUUCUGUGCUGGCCACUUCUUUGUCCUUAGAGACAAGUUGAAAUAUGCCGCAUUUCCAGUAUAUUUAGUGACCUGCCUGCCAGUCACUUUUUUUGCGGCAGCCCAGUUCCCGCUCUACAUUGAUCUUAUAUGGGCUACCUUUAGAACGGUACCACAACGUAGCUACAAGGCGGUUCCUCUUUAAUUUCUUCCCUUUUUUUCUUCUCUUUUAAGUUGUUAUGAUUAAAUAUGUAUUUUCCUUCUUUCUUUGAGAUUGCAGAUGGGUGAACUUAUUUGAUAUUGGUGCAUUAUGAAUCUGUUUGAGAGCGUUCUCCUUAUUUUUAAUUUAAUUUUUCGUGAUGUUUAACAGUUAAACAAUUAAAGUCUCAUUUACAUAGCUUCAAUUUUCUUUCAAUAAAAUUUUCAAUUUUUU
Cornus florida is the source of this 2696-nucleotide messenger RNA. RefSeq lists its product as uncharacterized. Bases 147 to 2468 code for a protein of 773 amino acids. The transcript has 8 exons. Lineage: Eukaryota; Viridiplantae; Streptophyta; Magnoliopsida; Cornales; Cornaceae. Gene Ontology annotation, molecular function: protein binding. The record is from RefSeq and is a predicted model, not a curated record.